AUGCGGGCCAUCGCUCUCAUCUCCCUCCUCCCUCUGGCGGCCCUCGCCCAUCCUCAGGGCCUCUGGUGGGGCACCGACACCUGCUACAACAGCCCAGACAACACCGACAACGAAUGCUCCGACCAUCAGAGGGCAGGCUUUGACUGGUCAGACCUGGCCGAUGGAGCCUUUUCCUCUUACGGCGGCUUCGACUUCAGCGGCUUCCUGUCGGGCAUGGGCUUCGGUGGCUCUGAGUCCGGGGGCCGAUGCAUUUCGGGUAAACUCUCUCGGAGCAGCGCUGCCUCCCUGGUGAUCUCCGCUGGUGUAGACAUCGACGCUUUCUCCAUCACCAACCUCAAGGUCUCCACCUCCGUCGAGACGGAGAUACACAUCGUCUAUGGCAUGCCCGACGGUUCCACCUGCCGAGAUACGGCGUGGUGCUCGACCGAGGCCGAGGACGUGAGCAACGACCAGUGCGGUGGCGCCAUCUCCGUUGGGUUUGAACUCCCGGAGAACAGUGACAGCGAGGACUGCGAUUUGGACAUCCACCUGAUUGACUUUGAUUGCUCUCCGGGCCCGAAGCCCCCGGGUGGUGGCCAUGAGCAUCACCCCGGUCCUCUGCCCACGCCCCCCUCCCUUCCCACCCCGUCCGUCCCCGGGAUUCCUGGCUUCAGCACCCCGGUGAUUCCACCCCCGGCGAUCCCCACCCCGGUAAUCCCGUCGCACGGAACUACCCCCCCGGUGGGCCCCAUCGUGACGCCCCCGGUUCCCACGAGCAUCCCGGUUCAUAUCCCUCCUCCGUCUAGCGUGGGGCCCAGUAGCGGCCCCUCUUCGCCGCCCGAGGGCCAUACUACCACCGUGGUGACCUACGAGACCGUCACCACCUGCCCGGUCACCAACACCAUCACCUCCGGCGCGUCUGUCACCACCGAGGUAUCCAGCACGGUCUCCACCAUCACUCUGACCUCGACCUCAACCAUCUGCACCAACCCCACCAGCCCAGACCACUACCGUGGUGACCUACGAGACGGUGACCACCUGCCCGGUAACGACAACAAUCACAUCCGGCACCACGACCUCCACAUCCGUCUACACAACCGUCUCAACAGUGACCCUCACUUCAACCGACACCAUCAUCCACCCCACGGGCCCCCGACCUCGCCCCCUAACCCUCCAUCGCACCCUAACCCUCCGUCGCACCCUAACCCUCCCUCCGAAUGCCCCACCGUGGUCCCCAAAUGCAUCAACACCUGGCUCGACCUCCCCAAAUGCGACUCCAACGCCGACACAACCUGCUUCUGCCCGUCGUCAGACUUCACCUCCAAAGUCAUCUCCUGCAUCCAAGCCUGGGGCUCCUCCGCCGCCGAGAUCCAGUCCGCGCUUUCCUACUUCACAGGCAUCUGCGCCGCCUUCGUCCCCACAAACCCAGGCAUCGUCACCGCCGUCCCAACAACAAUCACCCUAGGCCCAGUCCCCAAGCCAACAGGCGCUGCCCCUAUUCCCAACGGACCCCCGGCGCCCCUGGCCCCGGCCCCGGCCCCGGCCCCGCCCCCGCCCCCUGCACAACCCUAA
Aspergillus campestris IBT 28561 is the source of this 1551-nucleotide messenger RNA. Its product is annotated as extracellular serine-threonine rich protein. The transcript has 4 exons. Bases 1 to 1551 code for a protein of 516 amino acids. The record is from RefSeq and is a predicted model, not a curated record. Lineage: Eukaryota; Fungi; Ascomycota; Eurotiomycetes; Eurotiales; Aspergillaceae.